GUCUCGACAUAAGAUAGCGAUUCGAUCGCAAACUGACAGUCGCUAAAUAUUAACGAAAAUAUUCGCUUGCCAUAACGACAGUAACGAUAAACGCAAGUCUCGACAGCCGAGAUAGCGGGCAACAUCGCUAAUUAUCAUGACAUAUUCGUGUCGGUACGAUAGCGAAAACCGUAUUCAUAGUGCGGUGAAUUUGUAUUAAAAUGUUGCAUGUAAAAAAAAUCCUUGUAUUAUAGGGAGAAAUGGUAGACAAGAUUUGCACAACCAAUUUUGUUUCCUUUGACAAUUAUAAAGAAAAUAGAUGAACCUUAUCAUAUUAAAACUUUUUGCAUCGAACCGUGUAAGUAAAACAUACCGUUUUUUAAGAAAACACAUAUUAAAGAUCUUAAUAGUUUGCGUACUUGCAAUACAGACAUAGAACAUAAACAAACUGUCAAUGUCAAGUUUGUUUGUGCACUUGAACAUUGGUUUGAUUUAUAAUAAUAAUAAAGGAGAACGGUGUAUUCAUUACUAUUCAUGGACGGUGAAGUCAUUGAAACAGGCGCAGGCCUGCCGGGUGCCAGCAGCUUGAGCGUCAGGCGUAAGCGUCUGCGUAGCCCUCGUGUUACACCCGCUCAAAUUGAUGCACUACUAUCAAUAUUAGAAGCGCGUCCAUAUUUGCACACGCGGAAAUUUACCGGCUUGCAGGGCCGGGAAAAUUUCGAAACGGGCUGGAGGGAGGUUGCCGAGGAGCUCAAUAAUCUCCCUAACGGGUCUAGAAAGACACCAGAGCAGUGGAUGACGGUUUGGAGAGACUUAAAAAGCCGCGCUUGCAGUAAGGCGGCAAAAUUAAAAAAAGAACAAAAACGUACCGGCAACCGAGGCGUCAGCACUGCUCCCCUGACCGAGGCCGAGAGCCGGAUAAUUUCAAUAGUUGGGGCAGAUUAUUCCUUUGGGACAGACUGCCCGGACGCUAUGCCAGAGGAAGAUUUAUUACAACAUGAGAUGGAGGCUGGGGUGGUAAUCUCUGAGGUUCUCACCUUACCUCAUUCUCAGGCUAGAGAUUUUGUGGAAUUGUUACCGACUGAAACAACAAUCAAUGACAGCAGAGCAACGGCUGGUUCUUCACCACCACCCAUCCAAGAACAAGUGCAAGAUGCCCCUCAGUCGCCAGUACUACAAAUGACAGUACGUGGCAGAAGGACAGAAACUGUUGCAUCAUCAACACCACCACUGCGACAGAGACCCAGAAGAAAGAGGAAUCUGAAUCCUCGCCAAAGUGUUUCUGAGCAAUAUAGUGCAGCUCGACGAGAAUUUCUAGCAGUUGCAGAAGCAAAUGCUGCUACAAUGAAGAUGCUGGCAACUGCUGCUCAAGCGCAAGCAGAUGCUGCCAAGAUGCAGGCUGAGGCAGCCAAGGUACAAGCCGAGGCGACGCUGCAAUUGGUAAAAGUCGGAAACAAAAUAGCUGACGCAAUAAAUAAUUACAUAAAUAAAAAUAAUAAAUGAUAUAAAA
This is a messenger RNA of Helicoverpa armigera (cotton bollworm), 1489 nucleotides long. RefSeq lists its product as uncharacterized. Gene Ontology annotation, cellular component: nucleus. The transcript has 9 exons. NCBI's taxonomy places the organism in Eukaryota, Metazoa, Arthropoda, Insecta, Lepidoptera, Noctuidae. The coding region runs from base 514 to 1482 and encodes 322 amino acids. The record is from RefSeq and is a predicted model, not a curated record.